Colletotrichum aenigma is the source of this 567-nucleotide messenger RNA. RefSeq lists its product as uncharacterized. Lineage: Eukaryota; Fungi; Ascomycota; Sordariomycetes; Glomerellales; Glomerellaceae. The record is from RefSeq and is a predicted model, not a curated record. The transcript has 3 exons. The coding region runs from base 1 to 567 and encodes 188 amino acids.
AUGCCCUCGUUCCCCGACUCUGCGUUCCGUGAGUUCUCGGGCCCGGGCUACGUCUCGGGCUUCCGGUCGCUGCUGCAGCCGGACCACCCCAGCAGAGCCUCCAGGCUGGAGGACGUCAGAGAGGCAGAGCGGCGGGAGGUUCUUGACGGGUUCGUGGGCAGUCUGCGGGACGUCGGGGCGCUGUGCGGGAGCGUGUGCGAGGUCGAGUACCUGGCGGGGAUGAAGAGGGUUGUCGGGCUUGCGAUCGCUGGGUCUGAGGAUGCGUACCUCGAGUUCGCGGCCAUGUACAACCGCCUCGGUGAGAUGAGCAGCGACGACUUCGUGCGGUUCAGCGCGCCCGGGAACCACGCCGCGCGGAUCCUGCUGGGGCACUUCUUCCUGCUCGCGCAGGUAGUCGAGAUGAUCAACCACCGCAGAGGGCGGAGCCGCGAGGGACGGUUCCGGGCGAGGGUGACGCUGGCUUGGCUGGAGGGGAUCGAGGAGGGGCUGCCGGGGGAGUUGAAGGGAUUCUCAAAGGCCUCUACCACAACUGCCAUGGUCCGACAUGAGCAAAUUUCCAGCGGCUAA